This is a messenger RNA of Clunio marinus, 2426 nucleotides long. The record is from the annotation of a GenBank genome assembly. Lineage: Eukaryota; Metazoa; Arthropoda; Insecta; Diptera; Chironomidae.
UUUAUUUUCUUGUACACUAUUCAGUCGACAUCGAACGGUGUAAAGCUCAGCACGUAAAAGUUUAUUCGUUAAUGCGCAGAGCAUGAUUGAAAUGUGUAAUUAAAUUCCUCGAAAAACAAAAAAAAAAGACGAACGUAGACAACAGUUAGUUAAGAACGACGUCGAAUAAACUUUGGUGACAGGUGGAAAAUAAAGGCAAAGAAACGUGAAAAAUAAGACAAGUAGCGGUGAACAUUCAUUUAACAUGACUUCAACAUAUGAACGCAUAAAAAAUGAGUGCAAACGGAAAGGUCAAUUGUGGGAAGAUCCAGACUUUCCCGCCGUUCAAACAUCUGUUUUUUAUCAUCAAACACCCCCAUUCACAUUCCAAUGGAAAAGACCACACGAACUGAAUCCACAGCCAAUCUUUGUAAACGAUGCAAAUGCAUACUUUGACAUUGCACAGGGAAAGAUGGGUGACAGAUGGCUCGUGUCAUGUCUCGGAAUUCUUUACCUUUCAAAAGGCUUAUUUUACCGCGUUGUGCCAGCUGACCAGACUUUUGAUCAACCGUACUACGGUGUGUUUAGAUUUCGUAUUUGGUGGUGUGGUGAAUGGCAGGAAGUUCUUGUUGAUGAUAGAUUACCGACAAUUAACGGCAAAUUGGCGUUUCUUCAAUCGCAACACUCAAAUUCAUUCUGGCCUGGCCUUCUUGAAAAAGCUUAUGCAAAACUUCACGGAUCAUAUGAAGCUUUAAAGUAUGGAACACUUCUCGAUGGCUUGGCAGAUUUAACCGGUGGAAUCACUGAAAGUCUUCAAAUGAAACUACGAGAUCCAUUGGCAGACUCAUCAUUCGGACAAACGAGUGGAUACAAUGGUGAUUGGUCUUCAUAUUCAAAUCAGUGGGAACGCGUGUCAAUUCAAGAACGUGAUCGACUUCUUGGACAACUCGAUGUUGGAGAGUUCUGGAUGGCUUUUGUUGAUUUUAUUACAAACUUUACUCAUCUUGAAUGCGUUCAUUUAGAUUCAGAUACAUCACGUGAUGAACCUUCGUUGGCUGAUAAAAAUCGGAGAUGGUUAAUGAGACUUUAUCAAGGUAGUUGGAAGCGUGGUGUGUCAGCUGGUGGAUGUAGAAAUAAUCCGGAUACAUUUCAUAUAAAUCCACAAUUGCAACUUAGUUUAAAUGAGCGAGAAGAUGUAAUAAUAUCGCUUAACCAACACAGUGUCAUGGAACCAAAAGUGAUUGGAUUCACACUUUACAGUCUAAAUAAUCUACAAUCACAAGCAAAUAAGAUUACCGAGUGCCUACCGAAAACUUUCUUCAAGAAACAUAAAUCACUACUCAAUUCACAAUAUACGAAUUCUCGUCAAAUCAGUCAACGAUGCUCGUUAGAAGCUGGUAGAUAUUUAGUUAUGGCAACAACAUUUGAACCAGCUGAAGAGUCGGCAUUUAGUGUUAGAGUACUUGGUGGAUCAAUUCGAUUAGCAUUGUUAGAGACUCAAACGAUGUUAUUGCUUGAUCCAUUCCAAACAAUUGGAACUGGUUCGGGAUCGUUGUCAGGUUCAUCAUAUAAAUUGAAUCAGGCUAAUGAUGAAAUUUCUAGUGUAACAAGCGGAACUGCACAAUAUGAGCCCGUCUUUUUCAACUUGCUGAUGAUCACAAGUAAAACUUUUCGACAUUUUUUUUUGGAAAAAAAAUAUUUAAACAAUGCAAUUUUCACUUUCAGAACAAUCAACUGCUUCGACCUCCAAGAAUUACUUGAAGCAUGUCUACCGAAUGAUUACAUUCGAAGUUGUGCCAAUCUUGAUGUUUGUCGUCAAAUUAUUUGCCUUAUGGACAAGCAAAAUCGCUCGCGAAUAACAUUCAAUGACUUUAAGCUCUUUAUGAUAAAUUUGAAGACAUGGCAGGGAGUGUUUAAGAUGCACACGAAAGAGAAAACAGGAAUCUUGAGAGCAGAAAGAUUCAGAGAUGCCCUUUGUGAUGUUGGAUUCCAACUUAGCACUGACAUCCUCUCAAUACUCAUUUUAAAAUACAUGAGGCGCGAUGGUACAAUGAGAUUAGCGGAUUUUGUUUCGGCAAUUCUCCACUUAACGAUGGCUUUCGAGUUGUUCAAAACUAAAGACAUAAAUCAAGAUAAUCAGAUCAAAAUGGGACUGAAUGAAGUAAUGGAUCAAGUCGGUGUUGAUUUGUUAAGUGAAACAUUUGAUGAAAUGUUGUCAAAAAAAAGACAUUAAACUGGAUAUUAUAUUUUACGUACUAAAGUCAAGCGAUGUUUCAUGAAUAUCUUUUUGAUAAAAGCAACCAUUUAACAACACAACUUGACACAAAUGUUUGUUGCAUAUUUAAAUUAUUCGAUUGAGAGUUGAAUGAGAGAACCUCUUUAUGAGUUGAAUUUGUGCUGUAAAUUAUUUAAAUAAAUAUAUUUUAUUUUUUAAAAAAAGGUUUAAA